Colius striatus (speckled mousebird) is the source of this 3330-nucleotide messenger RNA. It is a transcript of the gene DDI2, whose product is annotated as DNA damage inducible 1 homolog 2. The coding region runs from base 61 to 1251 and encodes 396 amino acids. Gene Ontology annotation, molecular function: aspartic-type endopeptidase activity; protein binding. Gene Ontology annotation, biological process: proteolysis. The transcript is spliced from 9 exons. Lineage: Eukaryota; Metazoa; Chordata; Aves; Coliiformes; Coliidae. The record is from RefSeq and is a predicted model, not a curated record.
CGCUUGGCGGCCGCGGCGGUUGUCGCGGGGCCGGGGCGGGUGAGGGAGCGGCGGGCGGCCAUGCUGCUCACCGUGUUCUGCCUGCGCCGCGACCGCAGCGAGCUCACCUUCUCCCUUCAGGUGGACGCCGACUUCGAACUGCAAAACUUCCGAGCGCUCUGCGAGCUCGAAUCCGGGAUCCCGGCUGCCGAGAGCCAGAUCGUGUAUGCCGAGCGGCCCCUGACUGACAACAACCGAUCUUUGGCCUCCUACGGCUUGAAAGAUGGAGACGUGGUGAUUCUGAGACAGAAAGAAGCUGUGGAGCCACGGCCCUCCAUCCGAUUCCCAGGUCUACCCAGGAUAGACUUCAGCAGCAUUGCUGUCCCUGGCACAUCCACUCAGCAGCACCAGGCACCAGCACAGCGUCCUCGUCCGUCUCCUCCCGAAGCACCUUCGUUCCCUCAGGGGUUGGACAACCCAGCCCUGCUGCGGGAGAUGCUGCUGGCCAAUCCCCACGAGCUCUCGCUGCUCAAGGAGCGCAACCCGCCCUUGGCUGAGGCUUUGCUCAGCGGAGACCUGGAGAAAUUCACCAGAGUGUUGCUGGAGCAACAGCAAGACCGAGCCCGGCGGGAGCAGGAGAGGAUCCGACUCUAUUCAGCUGACCCUUUUGAUCUUGAGGCACAGGCCAAAAUAGAAGAAGACAUCAGGCAACAAAACAUUGAAGAAAAUAUGACAAUAGCCAUGGAAGAGGCCCCUGAGAGUUUUGGGCAGGUGGUGAUGCUGUAUAUUAACUGCAAAGUCAACGGCCAUCCAGUGAAAGCCUUUGUUGACUCAGGUGCCCAGAUGACCAUCAUGAGCCAAGCUUGUGCUGAAAGGUGCAACAUCAUGAGGCUGGUGGAUCGGCGGUGGGCCGGCAUCGCCAAAGGCGUGGGCACACAGAAAAUCAUUGGCAGAGUGCACUUAGCUCAGGUCCAGAUUGAAGGGGAUUUCCUGGCGUGCUCCUUCUCAAUCCUUGAAGAGCAGCCCAUGGACAUGCUGCUGGGACUGGAUAUGCUGAAGAGACAUCAGUGUUCCAUUGAUCUCAAGAAGAACGUGCUAGUGAUUGGCACCACUGGCUCUCAGACCACCUUCCUGCCCGAGGGCGAGCUGCCCGAGUGUGCCCGGCUGGCGUACGGGGCCGGGCGGGAAGACCUGCGGCCCGAGGAGAUUGCAGACCAGGAGCUGGCAGAAGCAAUACAGAAAUCUGUAGAGGAAGCAGCUGACUGCUGCUAGAUGGUACCAGCAAAAAGCACGUGGAAGAACAGGAAAAUGGAGAGGGAGAGAACAUAAUGCAGGACCAAGGAAGCUCAGCUCCCUGCAAGGCCUGUGUUCUGUCAUACCAACUUGAACUUGUGAUGCCCUUUGGUAGCUGGUACGACAGAAAUCGCUGCAUACCUCUGGAGGCUAUUAAAGUUCUCAGUUGGGAUGCACCUGGAUUAUCCUUGAGCUUUAUUUAAUCCCCCAAAGCUCACUUGAGCGAGCCUCAGGAUUCCUGUCAGCUGACACACUGGUGUUUCAACACCUGGGGCAAGGCAGCUGAGGUGGUGGUGGAGUCCUGCUGUGUUUUACCAUCAUCUACAUCCUUUACUUGUCUCUGAGUUUCCUUUUCUGCCAGUACACAGUGUUUGCCAUCACCUCUGGGAAACUCUGGUGGUUAUGGAGGAAUUGCAAACCUGGCAGCAAAACUACAGGUGCCUUUGGAGGAAAGAUAGUGCAGAUAAUUUACCAACCAUACAGCUUUAUAUGUAGACAGCCUCAGUGUAAGGAAAGGCACUGCCACUCAGGCUUUUCUGGAUAUAGAGAGCAAUUGAUGAUGCACUUUGUGGAGAAGAGUUUGUUCCAGGUGUUAGCUGGAUCAAUGUCCUUGGUGGGGAUGGGAUUCAGCUCCUGGAGACACCAAGGGAGGAGGAUGACAGUCUUGGAAGGAUGAUUCUGAGAAGUGCUUGGCAGAAUACCAGCUGCUUCCACUGUCUAAAUGACUGCAAGUCCCUAAUGUGUUUGGCUGAUGAGACCCUUAUUACCAAACCACUGCAUCAAAAGGCAGCUCUGCUUCCUUGCCAAAGGACUGGCUUGGGAGCAGAGAGCAUCAACAUAAUCCUACUGUGGAAACACAAAGAUCCCUCUAGUUUUCAUCCAUAUCUUGUGUCACCAGCCCCUUUGCUACCUGAUGAAUGGUCUGAAAACCUGCAAGGUUUGGUUUUUUCACCCUCUGGUGUUGCCAGGUUGUUGUGGUUGAAUUAAGACCAGAUGUGCAGCCAGCAGAAAGGAUUGUUCUGUGCAGUAGCUGCUGUGUUUUACAUCAAAGUGUAUCAGUCAGAGGUGUGGUAUCACAGCAUGUAGGGCACCAGCUCAGUGUAACAGGAUAAACAAAGAGCUGAGGUGAAAACAGGCAGAUCUCUUCCAUGGUGUGGAACUGAAAGGAAAUCCUGGCUGUACAUGGGCCAGGUUAUCUGUCCCUGGGGAUCUGUAAAAGGAGAAAGACUUCAGCUAUAACAGUGGUAUGUACUUAAGACCACUGAGUUUGGAGGCCUCUGGGAAGGGAAAGGGAACUAAUGCAACAAGUCAGGCAGCCCAAACACUGGAUAUCUGACCCUGGACAGAGUAGAGCUUCGAUGGCAGAACAGCCACUCUUACAGCAAAGGUCAUGUUGGUGUUGUGAGAGCAUGAGAGCUGGUACAUCAGCAAGAUGGGACUAUUAGCAAGAGAAAUUCACUUAUUUAAUCUCUUCUGAUGACUAAAGCCAGUGUUUGGUGCUACUGACCUGAACUUAAUCCUUUCUCUGUGUGGAGAAAUCAAACACAGGUUUGACUUCUGGCUCUCUCUUGCUCUGCUUUGCUCUCCCCAGCCUCAGGCAGUAGUUCCUUUGGGGCAUUUCUGCCUUUCUCCCUACAAUCUUUACAUUUCCCUUUUGCAGCAAGCUGCUGUUUGCUCACCUGCUCCUUCCUGGGAUGCAAUUAGCCAUCAGUUCUUGGAGUACAGCCCAAGAAUUGUGAUGCCCUCUCAGUUUUCAUUGCCCUGAAACCUGCCUCCUAAAUAUCUCCAGCCACACAGAGGACAAACCAGCACUGUGCUAGACUUGUGCUGGAUGUUAUCAAGCAUGGUGUAUCUCCUACAGACCACUGCAGCACAGGUAGUACAGAACAGCCUUUAAAAUGACCUCCAACAAGGUUCUCUUUGAGCUGACAUAAGGAAUUUCCCAGGCAGAACUCCUGCUGCCUGCACACUGCCAUGCUGGCCGCUUGGGAGGGGAGCAGUGGCUAGAACCAUGCAUGUGGUGUGCUCUGAGUGCUAACACAAGCUUGGUGUGUUUGU